UGGGUACAGGCUGUGGCAGAAGCUGCACACUUCUGCAUUGUCGGCCGUAGCUGAUGCAACAGAGAAAUAUAUCUCUACUGGUUGAGUUUCAUUCUCUGGCUGACCUGACACAUGGCUCUGGAGUCUGUUCCACACACAGGGCACCAACCUCUCUUCUGAAACAUCACUGACCACUGGGAAUUAAGAGCACUUCCAUCUGAUUUAUACUUCCUGUUACUAACCAUCAUGUCGUGGUUGGAGGGUGUGAACUCCACGCAGAACCUUCACUCCAACACCUCCUCCUCCCUGGUCUGCACCAACCUGUACGACCACCGCCCCGUCGCCCGCGUCCUCAUGUCUCUCCACUACAGCCUGGUCUUCAUGCUCGGCCUCCUAGGUAACGCCCUGGCACUGCACGUCAUCAGACCCAACCUGGCCAAGAUCAACUCCACCACACUCUACUCUGCCAACCUGGCCGCCUCCGACGUCCUCUUCACCCUGGCCCUGCCUCUGAGGAUAGCCUACUACGCCCUAGGUUUCCACUGGCCCCUGGGGGAGACCCUGUGUCGGGUCACCGCCCUUCUGUUCUACGUCAACACCUACGCAGGGGUCAACUUCAUGACCUGCCUGGCCGUAGACCGCUUCGUAGCCGUGGUUCUCCCUCUACGUUACACCAGGUUCUGCCGGGCCCGGACCGUCCGCUACGUCUGCGUAGGGGUGUGGGUUCUAGUCCUGGUCCAGACGUUACCCCUCCUCUCCGUGACCAUGACCCGGGCCGAGCCGGACGGGACCACCACCUGCAUGGAGUACCCCAACUUUGAGAACGGGGCCGUGGAGGGACUCCCCUACGUCCUCAUUGGAGCCGUCGUCAUGGGAUACGGCAUUCCCGUUGCAACCAUCCUGUGUUGCUACUUGGUGUUGCUUUGGAAGCUGCGGCUGGUGACGAGAAGUGGGGUCGGUGGGCGAGGUCACAGGUCAUUGAGGAGCCAGAAGGCGACGGGGGUGAUAGCAGGGGUAGUGUUGGUGUUUGUAGUGUGUUUCAGUCCCUAUCACAUCAACAUCCUGCAGUAUAUGAUCCGAAAGCUGAGAUACACACCAGACUGUACCGAGCUACAGGCCUUUCAGAUGUCUCUACACUUCACAGUGUGUCUCAUGAACCUCAACUGCUGCCUGGACCCCUUUGUCUACUUCUUUGCCUGUAAAGGUUACAAGAGGAGGGUGAUGAAGAUGUUGAGGGUUCAGGUCAGCGCCUCUUUCUCCAGCGUGGUCCGAACCGGGGAGGACGCCCCCUUCAAACGGGACGGGACCCGGGACGGGAGGAGCAGGCUGGGUAGCCGCACAGCUUGUCCUGUUGCUUUAGAUGAUGUUACCAAUACCAUUCCUGGGCCAGAGACUGAGACAGGAGCUGGAGACUGAGACAGGAGCUGGAGACUGAGACAGGAGCUGGAGACUGAGACAGGAGAGCCGGAGACUGAGACAGGAGAGCCGGAGACUGAGACAGGAGAGCCGGAGACCCGGAGACUGAGACAGGAGAGCC
Salmo salar (Atlantic salmon) is the source of this 1516-nucleotide messenger RNA. Lineage: Eukaryota; Metazoa; Chordata; Actinopteri; Salmoniformes; Salmonidae. The record is from RefSeq and is a predicted model, not a curated record.